Carassius carassius (crucian carp) is the source of this 2642-nucleotide messenger RNA. Its product is annotated as protein ABHD8-like. The record is from RefSeq and is a predicted model, not a curated record. Lineage: Eukaryota; Metazoa; Chordata; Actinopteri; Cypriniformes; Cyprinidae. Gene Ontology annotation, molecular function: catalytic activity. Bases 321 to 1670 code for a protein of 449 amino acids. The transcript is spliced from 5 exons.
ACGCUGCAUUGGUCAGCACUGACUGAAGGAAGCCCUGCAGUUCGUUACAGCUCCUGUCAGUCAAACCUGGUUCCCGGCUACAGGAGAAAACAAGGGCACUGGGCUGAAUGAUAACCCCGCCGUGAGGAUGCUGAGAGCCGCAGCCCUCUUCUGUCUCUCUCCGCGGCUCAACUCUGGAGGACCCUGGAGCGCAUCAUUUGAUUUCUCUGCACCUGAACGCGUUUGAUUUAAUUUGAUUCGAUUUCAAAUAUUGGUGCAUUAUUUAUUGCGCUUGCAAAUCCGAUCCGUCUCGCAGAUAUCGAUCCAGGUAAAGCAGAACCAUGUUGACCAGCAUCAUCGAGAGCAUCUUCUGCUGCCUGAUGGGAAAGACGACCAGCGUUGUGCUGCCGGUCGAGUCAUCAGACGGUAAGCCUGCAGACGGAUACGAGUUUGUGGAGGUGAAGCCGGGCCGUGUGCUGCGCGUGCGCCACAUCCUCCCCGAACGACCUGCUACGACAGAAGCUCAACCAGAAGCGGCCAGCAGCGUCCACUGCAAGCGCAAGAUCACGGUGUACCGCAACGGCCAGCUGGUGAUCGAGAACCUGGGAGAUGUCCUCCACUCCGAGAUCCUGCAGUGUCAGAACGGAGACAUGGAGCAGUGCAGCACAGUGGAGGUGGAGCUGUCCGAUUACACCACUGCACCCUCGUCCCCGGAUCCCAGACCCGCUCCACCGCUUCCCACCUCAGACCAGCAGAAGCCGGCUCCUCCUCCCAGAUGCCGGCGGAGGAGACCCAAGCGCACCGUGCUGAUCGAUACGGAGCGCUGCAUCAGCAGCUGUAAGGGGACACAUCCGGACGUGGCGCUCUUCUUCAUCCACGGCGUGGGCGGCUCGCUGGACAUUUGGGGGACUCAGCUGGAAUUCUUUUCGCGGCUGGGUUACGAGGUCAUCGCCCCGGAUUUGGCAGGACAUGGCGCCAGCACUGCCCCACAGAUAGCAGCGGCGUACACCUUCUACGCUCUCGCCGAGGACUUGCGCGCCAUAUUUAAGAGAUACGCCAGAAAACGGAACAUCCUCAUUGGUCACUCCUACGGGGUGUCGUUCUGUACGUUCCUGGCACACGAGUAUCCGGAGCAGGUGCAUAAGGUGGUGAUGAUCAAUGGAGGCGGCCCCACGGCGCUGGAGCCCAGCCUGUGCUCCAUCUUCCAGCUGCCCUCCUGUGUCCUGCACUGUCUGUCUCCCUGCCUGGCCUGGAGCUUCCUCAAAGCUGGUUUUGCCAGACAGGGCGCUAAAGAGAAGCAGCUUCUGAAAGAGGGAAACGCUUUUAACGUGUCUCCGUUCGUCCUGCGAGCGAUGAUGAGCGGUCAGUACUGGCCCGAGGGGGACGAGGUUUACCACGCCGAGCUGACUGUCCCCAUACUGCUGGUGCACGGCAUGUACGACAAGUUUGUGCCGAUUGAUGAGGACCAGCGGAUGGCAGAGAUCCUCUUGUUUGCGUUCCUGAAAGUGAUCGAGGAAGGCAGUCACAUGGUGAUGAUGGAGUGUCCAGAGACAGUCAACACGCUCCUGCACGAGUUCUUCCUCUGGGAACCUGACAAUACCAAAAAAGAUACGGUUACCAGGAUAACAGCCGAACAGACGCUCGCCGUCAGCACAGGGAUGCCCAAGGUCAACAAGCCCCUUAACAAAUAACCUGAUGAGUGACGUUUUCAGGGUAAACUAAUCAGAAGGCUGUUGAUGGCAGGCUGUCAAAACCGUCACCUUGGCUGAGAGCUGGUUUUUGAUCAGAAGGCCCUGGCGGGUGUCCAGACGUGUGUGAGAAAGAUUCACAGGUUUGAAGAGACUCUCUAGCGAUGAGGGUUAUGUCUCUGUUGUGGACAAUAUCUUUCCAUCUUGCGCUGUCUAAAGAAAAGGACUGGAUGUGUGUCCAGAGGAUGGAAAUCAAGUGUGUCAAAGUCCAGUUGGGACUAAACUACGAGAAAGAAGAGAAGGAUUUGCCGAGACUGCUUUUAAAAAUACCCAAGAGAGUGUUUAAAGUCAACAUGAAAUGCAUUUUAAUUCCAUUAUAUGACACAUUGGUUGUAGUACAAGUACAAUUAUGAAAAACAGCAAUUGCGAUAAAAAUAAUGAGGACUAAUUAAUUGUGAUGGGAAAAUAACAGGAUUGUUUUCAUGCUGACUUUAAAGAAAGUUUGUAUUUAAUCUGUGUUCAUGUCAUACUAGUACUAACAUGUUUUAAUGUCUUCCCUCAUAAAUCAAAUCCACUGCUUGGAGUAGAAGAGUGAUUGGAAACAGAUGUAUGAGACACUGUUAAAACAUCUUAGAAAGAUAACGUACUGUUAAAGAACACACAUUUUACUUGAAACAAAUCAUUCGAGUUAAAAUAAAAACGAAACAACAGAUGCCGGUUCACAUGAAGGAUAGAAACAGGAUGAGAGAAAACAUCGAGCCUGGCAUUGGGAGAUUUUAUGCACUUGUUCGUCUCCUAGCAACUAGAAAGUCGGUCAUUAGAACAAUUGCACAGUGAGAGAGAGAGAGAGAGAGAGAGAGAGAGAGGGAGAUAAUGAUGCUGCUGGCCACAACAUGACACGGUGCUGAGGAAAAACAGGAUAUAAGCUACAAUAUCACAGAGGGGAUUGCAUAAAAUCUGAAUUUAAUAUUGAAA